CAAAGGUCUCUUUGUAUCAUAGAUUGUGGAAAAAUGAGUUUUCUUCAGAGGUUACUACAGUUUAAUACAAGAAGACUAGUCUCUAAUGAUUCAUUUCUACUGCAUCAAAAUAAAAUCAUGGGUGUGAGAAACUAUUAUUAUAGCACGUCACAACUUGAGAGCUUUGUGAGGGAUGAGUGUAUGGCAGGAAGGAUUAAGAAGCUUGAUGAUGGUUUGAAAUACUUUAAUCAAUUGAUUUCACAAAGGCCUUUGCCAUCUAACGGUACAUUUAGUCUUGUAUUAGGAUCAUUAUCGAAGAUUAAAUGCUACAUAGAUGUGAUUAUGUUGUCUAAGAAGAUGGGUUUGGUUGGGGUAGAACCAAGUAUUUAUACAUUCAGCAUUUUGAUUAAUUGUUGCUGUCAACUGGGGAAAGUUAAUCAUGGGUUUUGUUUUCUCGGAGAGAUGUUAAAGAGAGGUUACAAUCCUGAUGUUAUCACUUUCACAACACUGAUCAAGGGGUUGUGUCUUCAAGAAAAGAUUGAUUAUGCAUUCAAAUUGUUCAACAAAAUGACUGAGAUAGGUAUUCAACCGAAUACCUUCACAUGUAAUACUCUAAUGCAUGGGCUUUGUAAUGCUGGUGAAGUGGGUCUUGCUCUUCAGUUAAGAAACAACAUGUCAAAAUGGAAUUGCAGACCUAAUGUCGUUUCUUACGGUGUCAUCAUAGAUACACUUUGUAAAGGAAGUUCAGUUGACGAAGCUUUGGUUCUCUUCUCUGAAAUGCUUCACGAUUCGAAGAUUGUGCCGAAUGUAGUUGUUUACACUUCUUUGAUUGACGGACUUUGCAACUCAGGCCGGUUAUAUGAGGCAAAAAAACUUUUUAGCGAGAUGGCUGGUAGAGGAAUCUCCCCAAGUGUGACGACAUAUAGUUGUAUGAUUCAUGGUCAUUGCCUACAUGGUCAAAGGGAAGAAGCAAGAAAAUAUUUUGAUGAAAUGAUGGAUAGAGGGAUUUCGCCCAAUACCAUAACUUUUAGCACAUUAAUAGAUUCACUUUGCAUAGAUGGGAUGAUGAAAGAUGCUUGGGGGUUAUUCAAAUUGAUGGAUAAGUUAAACAUCCCACCUGAUCAGUUUACUUAUAAUUCAAUGAUGUAUGGUGUGUGUUUGACUGGUCGUGUGGAAGAAGCGGUAAAACUGUUUAACUCAAUGGUGAAUAGGGGCCUUGAGCCGAAUGAGUUCAACUACAAUGUGUUAAUCGAUGGGUAUUGCAAGAGUCAUAAGUUGGAUGAAGCUAUGAAGUUAUUUGAGAAAAUGAAACGAAAUGAAUUAAAACCCUCGACAAUUAUUUACAGUACACUAUUAGCGGGAUUAUACCGAGGUGGAAGAAUGAAGACUGCAAAGAACUUGCUUAAUGAGAUGCAAACCUUUGGUCUAUCUCCAGAUAUUGUCACAUAUGGUACAGUGUUGGAUGGUUACUGCAAGGAUGGAAAUAUGGAGGAGGCAGUAGAAUUGUUUGAAUCCAUGGAGGGUACUGGUAUGUUAGCUAAUGUUGAUAUUUACAAUAUUCUUCUUCAUGGUUUGUUUCUAGCUGGCAAGGUGGAAGAUGCAAAAAAACUAUUUAAUGAAAUCCCCAACAAAGGAGUACAGCCUGAUGUAAUAACGUAUACCACAAUGAUCAAAGGCUUCUUUCGUAACAACAUGUUACUAGAGGCUAAGUCAUCAAUCAUCGAAGUGGAAGAGAAGGGUUGUUUACGGGAUGCUAGAGCAUACAAUACCAUCAUUCUUGGUUUUCUUGAGGCAAACGAGCCUGCCAUGGCACAGCAUUUUCUUCGCAAAAUGCUUGAACUAAACUUUGCACCAAGUGAUUCUGUUAUUUGUUUGUUGGUGAACACCAUCUCGGCAGAUGAUCUAAUAAAAAUGUAGUUGUUUUUGCGAGACCAUGUAAUUAUCGAUGUAACAGGGAAAAUCUAAAUCUCCAUUGUGAUAUCAACAUAUUUGGAUGAGUAUCUCUCUACUUUUCCUCUUUUCAUAUCAGAAAAAAUUG
Molecule: messenger RNA, 2017 nt
Organism: Papaver somniferum (opium poppy)
Lineage: Eukaryota; Viridiplantae; Streptophyta; Magnoliopsida; Ranunculales; Papaveraceae
Product: pentatricopeptide repeat-containing protein At1g63330-like
Exons: 1
Coding region: 34-1896 (620 amino acids)
Molecular function (GO): protein binding
Source: RefSeq, a predicted model, not a curated record